Scomber scombrus (Atlantic mackerel) is the source of this 719-nucleotide messenger RNA. It is a transcript of the gene slc66a3, whose product is annotated as solute carrier family 66 member 3. The record is from RefSeq and is a predicted model, not a curated record. Bases 45 to 668 code for a protein of 207 amino acids. The transcript has 7 exons. NCBI's taxonomy places the organism in Eukaryota, Metazoa, Chordata, Actinopteri, Scombriformes, Scombridae.
UUUCUUUUCCAAAUUCACUCUUGUUGUGUUUCCAUCUCCACACGAUGCAGAUGGAGAGUUUGUUACACUUCGCUAACUUCAGCACCUUGUGUGUGUGCAUGGUGCUGAAGUUUCCGCAAAUUUUUGUACUGAUGCGAGCAAAAGCAGCGGGGGGAGUUAGUUUCAACAGCCUUCUCCUCGAGCUCGUCGGGUACAUUGUUUUUGUGACCUAUCAGAUGUAUUAUGACUACCCUCCUCCAACGUACCUGGAAUAUCCCAUUCUCAUCGCUCAAGACGUGGUUCUUCUCAUCCUGGUUCUCCGCUACAGCGGCAAACUGCGCUACAGCCUCAUCUACGCCAUAGUGUUCAUCGGGGGUUGGAGGAUCCUCACUGUGGAGAAGUGGAUCAUAGAUUUGGCUAUGAGUCUGUGCACAUUCAUCAGUGCAGGCAGUAAGUUUGCCCAGCUGCAAUGCCUGUGGAAGUCUAAGGAUGCGGGACAGGUUAGCGCCCUCUCCUGGGGUAUGGCUACCUACACAUGCAUGGCGAGGAUUUACACCACCACUGUGACGACUGGAGACACACAGGUUCUGGUGCGCUUCAUCGCCAUGACCCUGCUGAACCUGUGGGUGCUGCUCACAGUGAUUUACUACCAGAGACGCAGCAGCGCCAGCGCCAAGAAAGACGACUGAAAAGCUUUUUUAAAAGUUUGGAUCUCGACUUGCUGUUUCGUAAACCUGCUG